AUGGUCACCAGCAACAAGUACCCUGGUCUAGAAGUUGCCGUUCAUGUUAACGACCGGCCAAUACAGGAGUACGAUGAUGAUGAUGACGAGAACCCUCCAUCAAACACCGUUACAAAAUACAUCGAAGCUAAAUCAGGAGCUGAAUUUGCUGUGAUAACCACCUUCAAGCCGCCCUUCUCUCCACCUCAUGGAGUCAUGAUAAGUCUUAUUGUCGACGGUAGUCCAGUGACUUCCCGGUGUUGCCGACAAGACGAGCUCUUCGGUCGCGUAUUUAAUAUGCAUGCUAUUCAUCGGAAGAUUGAUGGGGAAUGGGUGAUGCAGAAGCUUCACUUCUCAGAGAUUGACAUUGUGAAAGAAGCACAUGCGGUAGCACCGAAUCCCACAGAUGUCAAACAUGCUCUAAGUAGCAAAGGACAGAUUACACUCUUGCUUCACUUUGUAAAGGAUAUCAAAGAGAUAGGGUCGGAUGAGUACUGGGAAAGAAAUGUCGAACUCACACCACUUGAUGAGAUUCCAGAGAAAGCGCUGAAAGGAAAUGCGCUCUCACACCAAGCAGCCCUGACCACCCCAGAAAGUUCUCAGAGCCGAUCCGGACAGAAACUCAGAGUGUAUAGUCUCGCAGAGAAAGAGCCAUUCGCAAUAUUUCAUUUCAAAUACAGAUCUCUUGCGAGCCUAAAGGCCCUGGGAAUAGUGCCCAGAGAUGAAGCCAUGACGGUUCCGCUAGAGGACAGACCAGAAGAAGAACUCACUCCAGACGAGCUGAGAGAACUAGUUCGCCGCAUGAGACAACGAGAAGUGCAAAGCAAUCUCAUCAAGAAAGAGACAACAAACAGAGGCUCGAUCGAGCAUGAACAGAUCACCGACGAUGAAGAGGCCUCUGCAGCUUAA
Molecule: messenger RNA, 888 nt
Organism: Bipolaris victoriae FI3
Lineage: Eukaryota; Fungi; Ascomycota; Dothideomycetes; Pleosporales; Pleosporaceae
Exons: 5
Coding region: 1-888 (295 amino acids)
Source: RefSeq, a predicted model, not a curated record